Rodentolepis nana is the source of this 2358-nucleotide messenger RNA. NCBI's taxonomy places the organism in Eukaryota, Metazoa, Platyhelminthes, Cestoda, Cyclophyllidea, Hymenolepididae. The record is from the annotation of a GenBank genome assembly.
AUGGUGCUAGAAGAGAGCACUACUAUCGAUAAUUCGCUUGUAUGGCAGUUACAAAAUGCUUUUUCACAAAAUAUUUCAUUUUCCAAAAACUUGGUUGUGUCAGGAAUAAUAUCGUAUACAGUUGACGGUUCCUCCGAGAAGUUUGUGAAAAUCAACUUCUCUCUGGAUAGUCAGGUGAAUACUGGAGGCGUAAAUUCGCCCACUGAAUCGCCUAAUGGAUCCGCGAGUGCUUUUUCUGUAGAUACAAAAUUAUCGGAAUGUGCUUCUUCAUCUGCUUCACCACCGAUUCUCUCAAGUAGUGUAGAUCGCUUACCAGUAAAGACCCAAUCACUUGAUAUUAGUGAAAAUAAUAUUCGAAUUGGUCAACGACGUGGAAGGCGUAAAUCGAGUAAACCGCGAAGACAGCCAUUGGUUAGCAAUGAUGACCCAACAAAUGAGGCUUUGGAAUCAACUAACAACUGUGGCGAUGAUAAAAUUGAUGAGGCAUGCACUCCAGCUAAACAGGUUAAACGUGAUGAAUCUGAUGAAUCACAGCCAAAACCUAGUGUAACUGUUCAGCCUGGUUCAUUACAAGCUUUGUUGUCUUCUUUAGUUGGCGUGGGAUUGAAUUUCGACGCGCAGAAAGUUGCUAAUGUCAACCCAUUUGUUACUAACCUUAAUUGUGGUGAUCAGAAUUUACUUCAGCGGCUGACGAAUAACAGUCAAGGAUCUCUUUCAUUCGCUGAUCUUAUGCUUAAACAAAAUCUUCAAUCACCGGAUCAAUCUGGUCUCUUAGCUGCCAUUUGUGAAACUCCUGGUCAGCCUCCUAAAAAUGUUCUCAUUCCUAAAUCUGUUGCUGCAGCUUUUGCAUCUGUUGCUGCAGCUCAAGGAAAUAAUGAAACAACUCAAUUCCUGCAACCUAUUAAUCAAACGCAACAGAAAGUUGAGGAAACUUCGUAUUCUGAAUCGAAUGAUGCUUCAUCCAAUCCUUCGGCAUUAGGUGAUGCACCAACUUCCCUCUCUAAUGGAAAUAUUAACUUAAUGCGCUGUAAUUCUCUUUCACAAAGUAUUGGAACUCCAAUAUCAAUCAAUUUACCAAUCACUACAAAUGCCCCUCUUCAGCCAACUCUUACUGUUAUUGGUAGCCUCCCAAAUUCAAUCACAAGUAUUCCGGCCACUAUUCUGUCAAUCGGAAAUAUGAAUGGAAAAAACGUAAAUGUGACAAAUAAUGCUUCAGCAAUUACAGCACUUCUUCGUGGUUUAGCUCGUUCAAAGUCUGCGUCAUUUUCCUCGCCGGAUUCGUGUGCAACUUCUGAGAAUCCUGUUGUUGCCCCGAGUCCCGAUGCAAAACCUGUCACUGAUACAUUAACUACUCAUCAGUUGCCUGUUGAUAUCAACUCUUUAGCUGCGGCAGUUGCUGCAAUGACUGGGAAUUUCACUCGUAAUCCUACCAUUUCACCUGGGCCUUUACCCGGAUCUAUUCUCCUCUCCUGUCCCAAAAUUGUUUCCAAUUCAGAUCAGCCCUCGCCUAUUUUGAACAUUGUCAAUCAAAACGCUCCUCCCGAGAGCCCUUUACUAACGUCAACUCAAGUUGCAGAACCGGUCAGAUCUGAAUCAACUAACCAAUCAAGAGAAUCACAGGAUGUUACAAUCGACCGAAUUUUAGAGAAUAUCCGUGGCCAGUUGCGUGCUUCUGAGGCUGAGAAGGCUGCCAAAGUAGCAUCCCUCGUCAAUUCAAGUAAGGCGGUGCACGAUACAAAUCUCCCAUCAUCCUCCUUAAUUUCUCAAAGUGGAAUUCGAAUUCAGAUUCCCAUAAAGAAAGGAAAUGGUAAACUUGCGCCCGUGGCACCUAGUCCCAUCACUAGAAACGGACCAGCAGCAUCUAUUAAUCUGUCAGGUUCAAAUGGUUCUAGUUUGGAGUCCUCGCAUAGAGACUAUAAAUGUCGUUACUGUGGUAAAAUAUUCAAUCGAAAGUUUUGCCGUGAGCGACACGAGAGACUUCACACCGGAGUGAAACCAUAUAAGUGCGAGGUUUGUGAGGAGACCUUUAUUAGAUUGGAAGAUAAGAAAAGACAUGUGAGAUCAAUCCUUCAUACUACGCGUGUUGCAGCAGCUCAUGCCUCCGGACGUUCAAUUCCUUUGAGCCUUGACCCACAGGGAGGUACUGCAUCUGAAGAGGGCGAGGCUUCCCCUAAUUCUGAGCAUACUUUCAGCAUGGAAGACCCUCCUGUAGAGUCCCCAGAGAAUCAUCAGGCUUCUACUUCAUCUCCGUCUCCCCCUACUCAGGCCACUUUCAAGCACUUUAGAAGAUCAGAAUUAAAACAGUCUGCUGCUCCUGUUAGGCGUACAUCUUCUGAUGAUAGUGAACAGAGUAGCUAA